This is a messenger RNA of Schistocerca serialis cubense, 2188 nucleotides long. It is a transcript of the gene BBS4, whose product is annotated as Bardet-Biedl syndrome 4 protein. NCBI's taxonomy places the organism in Eukaryota, Metazoa, Arthropoda, Insecta, Orthoptera, Acrididae. The transcript has 10 exons. Bases 119 to 1408 code for a protein of 429 amino acids. The record is from RefSeq and is a predicted model, not a curated record. Gene Ontology annotation, molecular function: protein binding. Gene Ontology annotation, cellular component: ciliary basal body. Gene Ontology annotation, biological process: protein localization to cilium; cilium assembly.
CAAUUCUGUGAGCGAAGUCAAUGUUUUGGUAGAUGUCUUGUGAAUGUUGUUAUUGCUACAACGCCAGUAACGUGCAUGUUACACAUUUUAGAUUUUAAUUGGUGAAGAGUCAUAAAUCAUGAAUUCUGUAAAUACACAUCAUGGCAUACCAAACGGUCGGCCCAGUGUUGGAAUAUCAAAUUCGGCGCGAGUGUCAAGCGUCGCCAGAAGUGGUGUGGGGAGACAGAGAAAAGUUCCAGAUUGCCCGUUAAUUGAAAGUCGUAAUUGGUUGAUACAUCUACAUUAUGCACGAAAGGAAUUCGGGAUAUGUAAAAUAUUAAUCCAAGAAGAACUCGAGAAGAGCAAAGGAUUCUCUGAAUUCGCAAACUAUAUGCAGGGUUUAAUACUGAGGCACGAAGGAAGAAUCCAAGAUUCCCUCGAGUAUUUUCAAACAUGUCAUGCCAUUAAUCCCAUGAACGUGGACAACAUCAAGCAGGUUGCAAGAUCUCUGUAUCUACUUGGAAGGCACAGAUUGGCCUUAGAGGCGUACCGAGAAGCAGAAAGUCUUGUUCUCAAGCCUGAAUGGGAUAUUUAUCAUAACUUAGGCAUGUGUCUCCUGCACCUAAAUGAAAGGGUUAAAGCAAAAGAAAGCAUUUCGAAGGCCAUUGAUUUGAGCCGCCAAGAAUGUUCCUACGUAGCACUUGCAAAAAUAUACCUGCUUGAGAACGAUAUUGGUGCUGCAGUUAAUGUAUAUAAUGCAGCAUGCAGCAUAUACCCAGAAAAUUCUGACCUUGCUACAACUCUUGGUUUACUUUACAUGAAACUUAGGGAGUAUCAGAAAGCAUUUGAGAAGUUGGGUUCCGCUUUAGCACAUAACCCAUCUUCAGCAAAGGCAUUGUUGGCAAUGGGUUCUAUAAUGCAGGACCAUAAAGACUGUGAGGUAGCACUAUCAAAAUACAAAAUUGCUACUCAGUAUGCACCUGAAUCAGCACCAUUGUGGAGUAACAUUGGAAUGUGCUUUUUUGAAAUGAAAAAGUUCAUUGCAGCCAUCAGCUGCCUUAAGAGAGCAAAUCACCUGUCUCCUUUUGAUUGGAAAAUAUUAUACAACCUUGGACUGGUUCAUUUAGUGACACAGCAGUAUGCAUCAGCUUUUCAUUACUUGUCUGCAUCGAUAAAUCUCCACCAUAGAUAUGGGAAUGCAUUUAUGCUGCUUGCUCUUACCUUGAAGAAACUGGGAGAUCCAGACAAUGCUCAAAAGGCUUUUGAACAGGCUGCACGCCUGGACCCAACAGAUGCUUCCAUACCUUUGAACUAUGCCAUAUUUUUGGCUGCUAAUGCAAGAAAGGAAGAAGCUGCAGCUCAACUGAAAAGCUUCCAAGAUAUAGCACAGCAAGGAACAGUUAACCAGGAGGCUUGCUGGUUUUACUGAUGUAGACUGGCCCAAACAAAAGAAUGCACAAAAGACUGGACAUCAACCAACUACAGCUAGCAGCACACUUACCAUAUGUGAAGAAUGUCAUCAACAGAAUUGGUAAACAUCUGCAUGAGUUGGUGUCCAGGCCAUCCUCUACAACACCUGCAAGAUUCAGUAUGUAUUAGGCUCGAACAAGGACAAGGUAAAGUGUCUGCAGAUUGCAGGUCUGCACAAUGUAGACUAUGAGUGUGGAGAAAUCUACAUCGACAGAACUUUCAGAUCUGUAGCAAUACACUGGAGCAUGAGCACUACAUUCAACUUGGGCAGCACAACAAAUCUGCAGUGAGCAAACGCCAUGAAGACUGUGGCCCGAAAAUAAAAUUCAAUGAAAGCUGCAUUCUGGGAUGGUAAAACACAGGAUCAAAGAGGCCAAUGAGAUAUUAAAACAUCCUAACAACAUGAACAGAGAGGAUGUACUCAGACAUGCACCAUCCUAGCUGUCAGACAUCAGAGUUCAGCUGGCUGCACUAACAACUUGAGACAGAUCGUUAUGAACUGCCACUGCAUGGCCUUUGUCCAGCAUGAGGAAAAUGAGAGUCCAUAUGCCAGUUGUCAGUGUCUGUUAGCACACUUUGUGAGGAACAAUAGAAAACAGCAGAUAUGCACUUCUUCUACCACAACCUAUCAUGUAAUACCUUAGUUUUUUUUAGGACUGUGACCUUAUUUUAUGUUCAACACACCAUUUUUACCAAAAUAUAAGGUGCUGUACAACAAGAAUACACUGGCUGACCCAGA